Messenger RNA from Harmonia axyridis, 4628 nucleotides. RefSeq names its product ATPase family AAA domain-containing protein 2 (gene Rpt3R). The coding region runs from base 159 to 4346 and encodes 1395 amino acids. NCBI's taxonomy places the organism in Eukaryota, Metazoa, Arthropoda, Insecta, Coleoptera, Coccinellidae. Gene Ontology annotation, biological process: positive regulation of transcription by RNA polymerase II. The record is from RefSeq and is a predicted model, not a curated record. Gene Ontology annotation, cellular component: nucleus. Gene Ontology annotation, molecular function: histone binding; ATP binding; chromatin binding. The transcript is spliced from 25 exons.
AAUCUGACGUACUGUGAACUGUCGGUUAUAAUAGAUUUUAUGAAUUUUAUCAACUGCUGCAUACAGUGUGAUUAUAUGUAGGAAAAUGAAAAAGUUAUUCGACGAAUAAGAGACUAAUCGUUUUUCUGCGGCGCAAUAGUGUAACAACCAUCAGUACCAUGGUUAAUACUCGUAGAAAUGGAGGAACUCUGGAAAACAGAACAACAAACCUUCCAAUAACUGGGAGAAAAAUAAUUACUGCUACAGGUGGAAGUUCUAGUAUAAGUGAGAGCGAAUCGGAAGAAUCACAUCCUGAGGAUAAUUCUUUUAAAUAUGAUAAGAAAAUAUUGAGGUCUCAGAAGAAUCUAGGGCCAAGAGUAAGGGAACUGAGAAGUCGAUUCACAUAUAAUAAAUUCUCUGUUCGUCAUAGACAAAGUAAAAAUAUUGAAUCCAGGCAUAUUUCGAGUGAGCGUGGACUAUAUUCAUCCCGUAAAAUGCAGGAGGAUUCUGAUUCAUCAAAUGCAAUGUAUGAGGAUGAUAUAUAUUCAUUUCGAAAAAGAAGUCGUAAAUUGCAGAGGCUUACGUCAAAUUUAAAUAGAAUGGAGAGACGUAGUGCCCUUUCUUUGCGACCAAUAAGCAGGAAGUCUUAUGCUGACUCUCCGUUAGUUUAUAACACAAGUGAAGCUAGAAGAAUUUAUCCUAAAAGGAAUCGUACUGUUAGAUUUCAAAAUAUGUCCUGGUUAGCUGAUGACCAAAUACAUAAAAUGGGUUAUCCUAAUUUGAACACCAUUGCUUAUUCUGAAGAAGAUAGUCGUGACAUACCCGAGAAUAAUGAUACUGGCGAAGAAAAUAACAGAACAACCAGGCAGACCAGAAUAAAUAAGUGCAGAGUUGUAAAAAGUUCAAAAUAUGAAUAUGAUUCAGAUGAAACUGAUAACAACGAAAAACAACAUAAUAAUUCGUCAUUAUUGGAAAGUAGUUCUAGAAGUCAAAAAAAUUUGAAUGAGAAAGACAAAUUGGAGGUUCCAAAUGUAAGAUGUUUAAGAAGUCAAGCUUCACAUGUUAAAGAAGACCAAAAUGAUGAUAAUUCAGGUAAGAAAAAUGAACAUCAAUUGUCCCCUCUAUCAAAAGUAUCUGAAGAAAGUAGAGACAAUGAAGAAGAAAUAAAUCAAAAACACAAAGAAGAGGCAAGUAAAGAUUCUACAGAUUCAAAUCUACCAUUAAAGGGACCGAAAACAACAAAACCUCGAAGAUCGAGCCGCAUUGAACAGUUUGAAUUGCGCCCUAGGAGAACACGAAAAGGUGAUAGUCUAAGUACAGACUCAUCAGAAGAAGACAAACCACUUAGCAGGUGUAGACCGUCAGAAGCUGACAAUAGGCCUUAUUCAUUCAGAAAGAGACCCCCAAAACCUCCACCACAACAAAUAAGAAAUGAUUUUUCGGUGUCUGGGAACUCUCGUAAAAUAAAUAGGAAGCGUCACUUGAAAAGGUCAAGGCGUUCAUCUUCAUCAUCCUCCUCAUCAGAUUCAUCAGAUGGAAGUGUAAAGACGUAUAGUAAAACACCAAAAUCUUCUCAUUCCAAGAAUGAACAGAGGAUGAAAAGAAAAAGUACCGCUGGUGGUAGCAAUAUAUUACCUAUAGGACCGGAAACACUUGAUGGAACUGUACGCUUCGACAGUAUUGGGGGAUUACAUAAUCAUAUACAGUGUUUGAAGGAAAUGAUAUUGUUACCAAUGAUGUAUCCUGAAGUUUAUCAACAGUUUCGUGUGAAACCACCCAGGGGAGUUCUCUUCUAUGGACCUCCAGGAACUGGCAAAACAUUAAUUGCCAGAGCACUUGCCAACGAGUGCAGUUUUGGUACAAGAAAAGUUUCUUUCUUCUUGAGAAAGGGUGCUGAUUUACUUAGCAAGUGGAUUGGUGAAUCUGAGAAACAAUUGAGAAUAUUGUUUGAACAGGCUGCAGAGAUGAAACCAUCCAUAAUAUUUUUUGACGAACUUGAUGGUUUGGUGCCGGUUAGGUCGUCUCGAAACGAUCAGAUUCAUGCAAGUAUUGUAUCCACCCUUUUGGCUCUAAUGGAUGGAUUAGAUGACAGAGGCGAAAUUAUUGUCAUCGGUGCCACUAAUAGAGUUGAUGCUAUAGAUCCUGCUUUCAGAAGACCUGGACGGUUUGACAGAGAGUUGUAUUUCCCCCUUCCUGCACGAAAGGAACGUGAAGAAAUUCUCAAGGUUCAUGUAUCUCAAUGGACCAGACCACCAAACACUGAAUUGGUGUCCUAUUUAGCAGAACAAGCUGUAGGAUAUUGUGGCUCAGAUUUAAGAGCUCUAUGUACAGAGGCUGUGAUAAAGAGUUUUAGAAGAACUUUUCCUCAAGUUUAUAACUCUGAAAGUAAAUUAUUACUUCAACCAGAGGAAGUAGAUGUUAAGAAAUUAGAUUUUAUGAAAGCUAAAUCAGAAAUAAUACCUGCUGCCCAUCGGAACAACCAGUCUAUCAGAAGAAAAUUACUGCCAAUAUUAGAAUCUCUAUUGGGACACUACUUCAAAGAUAUAUUUGAUGUUCUAGAAAAUAUUUUUCCACAUGCUUGUCAUGAAGAACUGUCAAGGGUUAGGUUAUCAAAAAAUAUAAGGCCAGCACAGAUUCUUCUCAUGGGAAAUGGAGGCGAACAUGGUCAAACCCAACAUUUAGCACCAGCUUUAAUUUAUAACAUGGAACAUAUACAAUGUUACACCCUUGAUUUAGCGACUUUAUACAGGGAAUCGUCAAGAUCGCCAGAAGAAGUUACAAUUCAGAUUUUCACAGAAGCCAAGCGAAAUUUACCCAGUGUGAUAUUUUUGCCAUCUAUAAAUAAAUUUUGGAAUUUGGUUUCUGACACUACAAAGGCUAUUUUGUUAGAUGAAAUAUCGCAAUUAGGUCCUAACUUGCCGAUAUUGUUAUUAUGCACAGCUGAGACAUUAUACGAGGAGCUUCCUGAAAAUGUAAAAAGGCUAUUUUCAACUUAUCGAAAUGAAAUAUUCGAAAUAUCCACACCAUCGGCAGAACAGCGGAGAGCAUUUUUUAAACCCCUCAUUAUGGACGAUUGUUUAAAACCUGUAAAACUUCCCAGGCAGAAAUCCAAAACCCCGCCUCCUCUUCCCAAAGCACCAACCCCACCACCAGUUCCUCCUACUGAGGAAGAUUUGAAAAAACUUUAUGAGAAAGAAGAACACACUCUUAGGGAGUUGAGGAUAUUUUUGAGGGAUAUGUGUCGUAAACUGGCAAAUAACAAAAUGUUCUAUUUAUUCACCAAACCUGUAGAUAUUGAAGAAGUACCAGAUUAUACAACAAUAAUCAAACAACCUAUGGACCUGGAAACUAUGAUGAUGAAAGUUGAUCAUCACCGUUAUGAAUGUGCCAAAGACUUCUUAUCAGACAUAGAACUCAUCGUCAACAAUGCCCUUGAAUAUAAUCCUGCAAAGACAUCUGUUGACAAACAAAUUCGGCAUAGAGCUUGUAGUUUGAGAGAUUAUGCCUAUACCUUGAUCAAAACUGAAAUGGACAGUGACUUCGAGGAUAAAUGCCAAGAUAUAUCUAAGUCUAGAAAAGGAAGGAAGCUUAAAGUGAAAUGUCUCCCUCAAUAUUUAGAAACUGCCGAUUUGAUAUCUCAUUUAGAUGAGCCUAAAGAAAAUGAACCAGUACCGGAAACUCCCAGUGGUGAACAAAAAUCUCUAAAUAGUUCAGUUCAAAAAAUGUCAUCAAAGAAAAGGAAGUCAUCUUCGUGGCAAAGAGGAUAUGUAAAACCAAGGAAAAAAAUAAAAAGAGAAAAAGUUUGCCUUGAUAAUGAUGAUGAAGAAGAAAAAACUAAAUCCUCAGAUGAUGACUCAAAAGAAAAUAACUCCAUGGAUCCCACCAGAGAAGAUGACACUUCAUUAGAAGAAGUCUCUAAAACCCCAGAAAAUGGCAUUUGUGAUACUCCAGUCAAAGACAAAAGUUCUCUUUCUCCAAAUAAUAACUCUCACAUUCCUAAAAAAAGAUUGAGUGAUUCAAUGAAUCAGUCGCCAAUAUUAGAUGAUCCUUCCUUUUUUUCUGAUAUGGAACAAACUCCAAAUGAAGAUGAAAAUUCGGAUACUAAAUUGAGAAUCGAAUGUUCUACAGAAGAACUACAACAAUGUUUAGAUCAUAUUGUUGAAUCAACUGAUGGCUACACUUUGCAGUCGUUACUAGAUUUGUUCAAUCAAUUGAACAAGAUUGUCAUACGAUAUAGGAGAACAAGCUCAAGAAUUAAUUUACCCAAGGAAUUGGAAAAGGAAUUGAGCCGUUUCAAGAAGGAAGAAACUUUAGAUGUGAUAGAUAAUAUGAAUUUAAAAUCUAAUAUUGACUGCCUAAAUGUUUAAUGUACUUAAUUUUUCAAGACAUUGAUCUGGGAAUGAAAUCUUCCAUCAAUUUUUGCUGUAUGUAUUCUCAUUUUCAUAAGAUGGAUUUUUAUAUGAAAUUAGAUUAUCUUAACAUUUGAUAUUUUAUUUCCAUUUUAUUUAUUAAAGAAAACCAAAGAAGUAGUGAAAAUUUACUCACUGCCAUUACAAAGUCUGAUUAUGUUAAUUUAUACAUGAAUUUCAAUUCAUGGACUUGUUCAGUAAACUGUAAAAUAAAUAUUUUGAAUAUAUUUUAAUUCGGAA